AGACUCCAAGGUCGAGGCGCAUUGAGAAGAUCUCGACCACUUCAAUCCAAUUCCAAGUGACUGAGAGCGUCAGCAUGCAGCUACUGGGGACGGCAAGCCUCAUGUCCAUACUGCUCAUUGUGUCCAGUGUGAGGGCCACGGCACCUUUGGAAGACAGGCUGAGUCUUCGAGCAAAUCAGGAGCUGAACAAAGAAAGGAAAGAGAUCAUUUUGAAGCUGUUAUCUGGACUGCUGGACUCCAGUAGCAAUCAAAUCGGGAUUGAGAACACUUUCCCGGAUCCAGAGGAUAUGGAAGAAAUGAAAUUGGAGGAGAGGUCCCGCUUCAGUCAGUUACCACAGAGAGAGCGUAAGGCUCCCUGCAAAAAUUUCUUUUGGAAAACCUUCACUUCCUGCUGAUGCCAGAAGACGCACCUCGCCGAAAACUAAAGCCGUCGAGAAAGGAACUGACUUAGCACUGUACAUAAGCUGUUGCUUUUUAUUUUAUUCGUCUGUGGGAUGGGGGGGUUAACAUUUUCUGUCAUGCGCAAGCAAAAUAAAAAAAGCAUGAUUGUGUCAUUUCGCUGCUACCUGUAUGUAUUUUUCCCCUGGUAAUGUCGCAGCAUUCAUCCUGUCAGAGCAAUAAAGUGGAUCCAAGAUAAUCAGA
Messenger RNA from Carcharodon carcharias (great white shark), 642 nucleotides. RefSeq names its product somatostatin-2-like. The coding region runs from base 75 to 395 and encodes 106 amino acids. Lineage: Eukaryota; Metazoa; Chordata; Chondrichthyes; Lamniformes; Lamnidae. The record is from RefSeq and is a predicted model, not a curated record. Gene Ontology annotation, cellular component: extracellular region. Gene Ontology annotation, biological process: regulation of cell migration. The transcript is spliced from 2 exons. Gene Ontology annotation, molecular function: hormone activity.